UCCCCUUGUCCGUUAAUUGUGAAAUCUUCGCCGAAUUCUGUUGAUUUCCUGCUUUUUGUUUCUUUGCACGUUUCUAUUAUUUGAUCUGUUACACUUUACAACUGAUAUAAGAAAACCCACUGAAAUAUAUUACAUGAUUGGUAAUUAGUUGUGUAAAGAAAUAGACACAGCAUUCUUUAUUAUGUUCACCUGAAAACUAUAAUUCAACGUUUGGACCACUUGAACAUAAUUGUCACAUCUUUCUAAUUAGCUUUCUCUACAUUAAGAUAACGUCAGAUGACAUUCACAGAGGAGAAUUCUUAACAUUACAUUCAUCAUAACUAUUAUCUUUUAAUGAUGAAGGCAAGAUGUUAAGCUGAACAAAUAUAAUCCUGUUCAUAUAAAUCCCUGGUGGAUUACAAUGAAUUAUUUCUUCUGAGUGAGAUUGAAAAAGAAAUAUCUCUGUUUCAGUGUGUGGAACGUGUAAGAGAUGAUUUAGUUUUUAAUUAAAUUUCAACAAAUUUACAAAAGAAUUUUCACCAUCUUCAGAUAUCAAGAAAAACGACAGUGGAAACAUAUUUCUAAUGAUAAAACUAUGGAUACAAAAAUCCAGAAAAUAUCUAUAUAUAGUGAUGAGAGAAGAAGAGUUCUACUGAAAUGAAUUGAGAAUUCAUUUUUCUUUCCUGAAGAGAUGUCAAAAGUGAAAGGAAUAUUAUUGUAUGAAUGUGACAUCUGUCAAAAACCAUUCUCUCAAAAAUGCAACCUUACCACUCACAAAUAUAUUCACACAGGAGAAAAACGACACCACUGUGAUGUCUGUGGUAAAUCGUUUUCUCAAAAUACUCACUUAACUAGACACAAACGUAUUCACACAGGAGAGAAGCCAUAUCACUGUGACGUCUGUGGUAGGUCAUUUGCUGAAGGAAGCAACUUGGCUAAACAUAAGUACGUUCAUACAGGAGAGAAAUCACAUCAUUGUGAUGUUUGUGGUAAAACCUUCUCUCAGGCAGGUGCCUUAACUACACACAAACGUAUUCAUACAGGAGACAAACCCUAUAAUUGUGAAGUCUGUGGUAAAUCAUUCUCUCGAAAUAAUACCUUGACUAUACACAAAUACAUUCAUACAGGACAGAAACCAUAUAAAUGUGACAUCUGUGGUAAAUCAUUCUCUCAAAGUGAUACCUUAAAUAAGCACAAAUAUAUUCAUACAGGUGAGAAACCAUAUCAUUGUAAAAUCUGUGGUGAAUCAUUCUCUCAAUAUAAUCUCUUAAAUAGACACAAAAGCAUUCAUACUGGACAGAAACCAUAUGACUGUGAUAUUUGUGGUAAAUCAUUCCCUGAAGGAAGUAGCUUAGCUAAACACGUACUCAUUCAUACAGGAGAGAAACAAUAUCACUGCGAUAUCUGUGGGCAAUCCUUUUCACAAAAACCUCACUUAACCAACCACAAGCGCAUUCAUACAGGAGAGAAACCAUAUUGCUGUGAUAUCUGUGGCAAAUCAUUCUCUCAUACAGGUAGCUUAACUACACACAAAUACACACACACGGGAGAGAAACCAUAUCGUUGUGAUGUCUGUGGUAAGUCAUUCUCUCAGAAAAGUAAUCUCUCCACACACAAGUAUAUUCAUACUGGAGAGAAGCCAUAUCACUGUGAUAUCUGUGGUAAAUCGUUCUCUGGAGGAAGUACCUUAACAAACCACAAACGUAGUCAUACAGGUGACAAACCAUUUCAUUGUGAUAUCUGUGGGAAAUCAUUCUCUAAAAAUGACACUUUGACUAAACAUAUCCGCAUUCACACAGGAGAGAAACCAUAUCAAUGUGACGUCUGUGGGAAAUCAUUCUCCAAAAAUAGUCAUUUAACUAGACACAAACAUACUCAUACAAGAGAGAAACCAUAUCGCUCUGAUAUCUAUGAUAAAUUAUUCUCCAAAGAAGAUCACUUAACCUGUCACAAACACAUUCAAACUGAAGACAGACCAUAUCACUGUGGUAUUUGUGGUAAAUCAUUCUCUGAACAAAGCAGCUUAACCAGGCACAAACGUAUUUUUAGCAAUAAUAAAUGCUGGACACCAAUGUUUAACAAAACAAGUUUGGACGAAGGAAAUUAACCUGAAUGCAUGUGGAUAAGGAAAGGAAUAAUCCUUUUCUACUAUAGGCACAAGUCAGUGGGGCAUUAAACUGUAGUUAUGCCUUUUUUCAAUACUAGUUAACAUUAACGGGGGCAGGGGGGGGGGGUAGUCGUCUACAUUGACCACUACUGAGCUAGCGCUUAUUUUGUCAACCCUGAAAGGAUGAAAGUCAAAGUAGACCUUGGCAGAAUUUGAACUUAGACUGUGAAGAUGAACAAAACACUGUUAAGGAUUUCGCCUGACAUGCUUACGAUUCUGCCAGCUCGCUGCCUUAAUAAUCCUUUUCUACUAUAGACGCAAGGCCUGAAAUUUUGGAGGAAGGGGAUAGUCAAUUACAUUGACCCCAAUACUUAACUGGUACUUAUUUUAGAAUGUAAUCAGAUUGGAGCCUGGUGUAGCCACCUGGUUCACCAGUCCUCAGUCAAAUCGUCCAACCCAUGCUAGCAUGGAAAGCGGACGUUAAACGAUGAUGAUGAUGAUGAGGAUGAAGCCGGAUGAAAUACUGCCAUCUCAAUGACAGGAAUAAUGGUUCAUGCCAGGGUGGCUGUGUGGUAAGAAGUUUGCUUCCCAACCACAUGCUUUCAGGUUUGGUUCCAAUGUGUGUCUUCUAUCGCCCCAGGCAAACCAAAACCUUUUGAGUGGGUUUUUUUUCAAUAAUAACCGAAAGAAACUCUUUUAUAUAUAUAUAUAUAUAUAUAUAUAUAUAUCUCAUCAUCAACUUUCACACACACAUGUAUAUAUAUAUAUUAUAUGAAUUUAUGUAUGUAUCUGUAUAUAUAUAUAUUUGUAGUGUAUGUGUCUUUCUGUUGAUUUUUGACCACCACCACUGCUUGACAACUGAUGUUAGUUUAUUUACAUCCCCAUAACAGCAAUUAGGCAUAAGACCCUGAUGAAAUAAAUACAAGGCUUUAAAAAAUAAGUACCAAGAUUGAUUUAUUCGACUACACCUUUCAAAGUGGUGCUCCAGCACAGUCAUAGUCCAGUGACAGAAGCAAUUAAGAGCUAAACGAUAAACUUAUCCAAUUAAAAAAAAACAUAGACAAAUAGGCACAGGGGUAGCUGUGUGGUAAAUUGUAAGAGGCAAAUGCCUUAAUUUAUGGCUUUCUAUGUACGAGGUUCAUAGCCUCAAUGUGAAAAUUUAAUUUUAAAAGAACAGUUAUAGAGAAGCAAGAUCCGGCAGGCGGCUUUUGCCUUCUCCAUCAUAUUUACCAUCCAUUUCAUCUCAUUAAUGUGUUCGUCCAGCCCGCAGCUACUCUGUGUACUGCCUUUAUGGCAAAUCAAAUGAAAUAAAGUAGCUUGCUUUCCAACCAUAUGCUUCUGGGUUCAGUCCCACUGUGUGGCACCUUGGGCAAGUGUCUUCCACUAUAGCCUCGGGCUGACAAAAGCCUUGUGAGUGGAUUUGGUAGACGGAAACUGUAAGAAGCUCGUCGAAUAUGUAUAUGUUUGUUCCCCCCCCCACCAUCACUUGACGACUGAUGCUGGUUUGUUUACAUCCCCGUAACUUACGUAAGACACCUUCCUCUAUUAUUCUUUUAGCUUCUCAUCAACUGACACCAAACCAUCAAUACUCCCUACCCCCAGUUAAGUGAGGUUUUCUUUUGUUGGUGCUACAAAGAAAGUACCCUCUACAGUCUGUUAAAUGGUUGGCAUCGAGCUGUAGAAACCCUGCCAAAACAAAGCUUGGAACAGCUCCCCAGCUUCCUAGCAUGGAGAACAGAUGUUGAUGGAUCUACUUAACAGAUCCUCCUGUAUUUUCUUUUACCAAACACCAGGAACUUUUCAACACAUCCUCAUGUGUAUGUAUGUAUUUAUUCGCCAUGUUGGAUCACUUACUCUACGUUUUUUUCAUUCUCUCUCUAUUCCCUCUUAUUCCUUUCUGUUGAAGAGCUUAGGCUCAAAUUGCAAAAGACUUUUUCCAUUUUUCCCGAGCAUCAAACUAAUACAUUUGCUUGUUGUUCCUACACCUGUCUUCAUCUUUUGUUUUCUAUAAAUUUGAACUAUAUGUGUGU
Octopus bimaculoides (California two-spot octopus) is the source of this 4116-nucleotide messenger RNA. RefSeq lists its product as uncharacterized. NCBI's taxonomy places the organism in Eukaryota, Metazoa, Mollusca, Cephalopoda, Octopoda, Octopodidae. Gene Ontology annotation, biological process: regulation of gene expression. The record is from RefSeq and is a predicted model, not a curated record. Gene Ontology annotation, cellular component: nucleus.